Messenger RNA from Hypomesus transpacificus, 2236 nucleotides. RefSeq names its product glutathione peroxidase 4a (gene gpx4a). The transcript has 7 exons. Gene Ontology annotation, molecular function: glutathione peroxidase activity. The record is from RefSeq and is a predicted model, not a curated record. NCBI's taxonomy places the organism in Eukaryota, Metazoa, Chordata, Actinopteri, Osmeriformes, Osmeridae. Gene Ontology annotation, biological process: response to oxidative stress.
CGGACGAUUUACAGAACAGUAUUUAAGCUCUAGUUGGUUUAACUAGUAGCCUAUAGUACAACUAACGUUUUGAUCAUUUGAAUUAUCACUGAUGUGUUUAUAGGGAACAUCCUAGACUGGAGUUUGUUUUUGUGUGCUGGCCGGAUGUGUCCGAUGUGAUAAUACCAUCUAAAAUGGCAUGGCCUUGUGUUGAUGACCAGAUGUGGCCUUUGCUGCGCUUCAUGGUUUUGUCUGUCAUACCACAUUCUAUUGUUGCAUGUUCACCUCUAUCUAUUAGUACCAGCAGGCGAUUCUGACAGUAAAAAGGAAACUGCUUCGUCAUUCUGUGAACACUGUUAGGAUACUCGGUAUCUGGUACUGUAGGCUAUGUGGGAGUCAGAAUGAACUCAGAAUGUGUGGUAUUUAUUUAUUCUUUACUAAAACAGUUUAUAUGUGGUAAAGGGUACAGAAAUUCCUUUCACAAGAAAUGUUGAAAUAAUCUCUCUUAAAGCAGAACCAUGCAGCUCGUUAUGUAAGACUUUGGCACGACUAUCUAAAACUAAUGAAGGUCUAUUUAUGCUGCUACUUGUAAAUACCAUAUCCACAUACAUGUAUGUAUCAUUCCACCAAAUGCUUGAAUACUUGAUCACAAUGUGCAAUUGAUGAUACAGAGUUUAAACUGGAAAACAAACCUACAGUAAUGGUGGCGUAUUUAAUCUCCUGGCCUAACAGAGAUUGUGACUGGCAGCAUACUGUUCUCUGGGGUUGUACGCUGAUUAAGGUAUUUCUGUGUGAGGCCUUUGUUAAGGGUCAUGUGACUGGACUGUUGUUGUUCUGGUGUCAUGACGUUACAUUUUAGUUGCUUUUUAAAUCAGAAUAGAUCGGUUAUCAGACUGAUUUGACGAAGCUACUUUGUUAUAGUUGUCAAUUGCACACACUGUUUUUUUUAUGACCUUUAGGUUCAUUUGCACUGUGUCGUAACAUCAGUUGUUCCAACUGCCACAGCAGCACAAGUCCUUAAUUCUUCUAAUCAGUUCUGCCUAGAUUGAGUAAGAGAUUAUCUUUACCUUUACCCCUGGCUACUCAGCUGUGUCCUAACAGUGGUGCUGUUACGAGAGCUAUCUGUGAUCAGAUUUCACCGUGUGCCAGAAGUCAGCAGAAAAAUAGUUCAUAUGUUCUCUCGGUCAAUGAUCUGCAGUGCUUCAUACAAAAGGUGCACCACCAGCUCACAGUCUCUCAGUGUCAGGGGCAGGGUGGUACAGCCAACUCUAUUGUAGUGGACCUUACUAAGCGGCAGACAUGGGUCUUUUAAGGUCCUCUGUCCUCCUCUCUCUCCUACUGCAGGCUAUGUCUUUACCGACAGAGAGCUGGCAGAAUGCCACAUCUAUCUAUGAAUUCUCUGCCAAGGAUAUCGAUGGCAAUGAGGUGUCCCUCGAAAAAUACAGAGGCAACGUUGUCAUCAUCACAAACGUCGCCUCUAAAUGAGGUAAAACCCCAGUAAACUACUCUCAGCUUGCGGAGAUGCACGCUAAGUACGCUGAGAAAGGUUUACGGAUCCUGGGCUUCCCCUCCAACCAGUUCGGCAGGCAGGAACCGGGGACAGAGGCUCAGAUCAAGGAAUUUGCCAAGUCUUACCACGCUGAGUUUGACAUGUUCAGUAAGAUUGACGUGAACGGCGACAAUGCCCACCCCUUGUGGAAGUGGCUGAAGGAACAGCCAAAUGGAAAAGGCUUCAUGGGAAAUUCCAUCAAAUGGAAUUUCACCAAGUUCCUUAUCAACAAAGAGGGGCAGGUCGUGAAGAGAUAUUCUCCGAUGAAUGAUCCUAGCGUGGUGGAGAAGGAUCUUCCAAACUACCUGUAGUCUUUUCCUGAGUCGCGGAUGCAUUGUCUACUGAUCCUCCAUUUCUGCUUCCCCUCCCUCAUCUUCCCUCUCUCUGGCGGACAAAGAGGUGUGGGUGGGUCCACUUCCCAGACCAGUGACGGUCUGUCUGCAAACCCGUUUGACGGAUAGGACAGACCUGAUGAAAAACGGCGUGCAACCCUUACUGGGAAAACACCCACCUUAUACCAGAGCAGUUUGCUGGAAAGCCCCCUUGAACUCAGUGCCCCUCCAACCCAAUCACCACCACCACAGAAUGUCAAAACUGCAUCCAAACUACCCAUACUGUUGAGCUGUUUCAAACAAUUUGCUAAGUGUGAGGUUUGACCUCUUCUUCUAUAAAGGAAUUUACUUUCAAUAAACAUUUAUAUCAGAUGGA